CCAAUAUUUAUUUUGCUCCAUUCUCAUUUAUUUAUAGGUGAGUGAGUGAAUGAAGAAAACGCAGAACAUCAAUCAAUUAUACAAAGAUACAAGAGUGCAGAGAUGAAGAGUGCGAUUUGUAGGAGUAUGGGUCUCUCUCCCAACCAUCUCUUCAUAUCAGGGGACAGAUAUUCUUUUUGUAAAGGCCCAUAUUCCAAUCUCUGUGUUCCCAUGGCUGUGUUAACAAAGGGAUCUGGUAAAGGGGGAGGAAUCCUGGAAAAGCCAGUUAUUGAGAAAGCCACCCCAGGCCGGGAAUCUGAAUUUGAUUUGAAGAAAUCACGGAAAACAGCGCCGCCAUAUCGUGUAAUAUUGCACAAUGACAACUUCAACAAACGGGAGUAUGUUGUCCAAGUACUUAUGAAGGUGAUCCCUGGAAUGACCCUUGAUAAUGCAGUUAACAUCAUGCAAGAAGCUCACCACAAUGGAAUGUCAGUGGUGAUCAUCUGUGCCCAAGCCGACGCUGAAGAUCAUUGUAUGCAACUUAGAGGCAAUGGAUUACUCAGUUCAAUUGAACCUGCAGGUGAUGGUUGCUGAUGACACCUUUUCAAUGGCUUUAAUGCUAUUGAAGGGUGAGAUAAAAAAUAUCGGGUGUACAUAAUUUCCCCUUAAAAAAACAAAGAAAAACAGACAUAACUUGUGCAGAACUUGAUUAUCUUAUGAUGAAGACAACAACCUAUGAUUAUGAAUAAUGAAUAACAUAUAAUAAAACUUUUAUAGCUGGUUAUUUGA
Messenger RNA from Medicago truncatula (barrel medic), 768 nucleotides. Its product is annotated as ATP-dependent Clp protease adapter protein CLPS1, chloroplastic. The transcript has 3 exons. Gene Ontology annotation, biological process: proteolysis; protein catabolic process. Bases 103 to 573 code for a protein of 156 amino acids. The record is from RefSeq and is a predicted model, not a curated record. NCBI's taxonomy places the organism in Eukaryota, Viridiplantae, Streptophyta, Magnoliopsida, Fabales, Fabaceae.